Molecule: messenger RNA, 765 nt
Organism: Vidua macroura (Pin-tailed whydah)
Lineage: Eukaryota; Metazoa; Chordata; Aves; Passeriformes; Viduidae
Product: serine/threonine-protein kinase PAK 3-like
Exons: 7
Coding region: 1-765 (254 amino acids)
Biological process (GO): intracellular signal transduction; regulation of MAPK cascade; protein phosphorylation
Cellular component (GO): cytoplasm
Molecular function (GO): ATP binding; protein serine/threonine kinase activity
Source: RefSeq, a predicted model, not a curated record
AUGGAGUUCUUUUUUGGACAGCAUGGUCCCCGUCAUGUGGCCGUAAAGCAAGUUAAUCUCCAACACCAGGGCUGCGAGGAUGUGUUGAAGGAAAUCUUGGUCAUGAAGGAAUAUAAGAACCCCAAUAUUGUCACCUACCUAGAAAGCUCAAUUCUGUUGCGUUCAUCUUGCAGCUACCUUGUCAAUGAGGAUGUCCUGGUGGUGUUGGAGUAUAUGGAUGGAGGCUCCUUAGCUGAUGUGGUCAGCAUGAAAAGGAUGGCUGUAGGACACAUAGCAACAGUGUGUCGGGAGUGCCUGCAAGGCCUGGCUUUCCUUCAUGCCAACCAGGUGAUCCACAGAGACAUCAAAAGUGACAACAUCCUUCUGGGCCAGGAUGGCUCCGUCAAGCUGGCCGAUUUUGGCCUCUGUGCUCCGCUCAGCCCUGAGCAGAGUAAACGGAGGUCGAUGGUCGGGACCACUUGCUGGAUGGCACCCGAGGUGGUGAGAAGAGAGCCAUACGGCCCCAAAGUGGACAUCUGGUCCCUUGGCAUCGUGGGAAUAGAAAUGGCCAAAGGAGAGGCUCCUUAUAUUCGGGAAACCAGUGAGAGGGCUAACUACCUGAUAGGCAAGCAAGGCGUACCAGACCUGCACAAGCUCAGGCUGCCCUCUGGCUUGUGUGAAUUUCUGGGCUGCUGCCUGCAGAUGGAUGUGGACAGGCGAGGCUCUGCCAAGGAACUUCUGCAGCAUGAUGCUGCUUUGGACAAUGCUGGUUACUAUCUGGACUAG